GGGGAUGUCCCAGAGCCUCAUGGGGAUGCUGUGACAUCCAGGGGGCGUAGUCCCCAUGUGCUACAGGUGGAUUGGGAACAUUAUGACAUUCUGGGGGAAUUGUCCCCGAGCUCCACGGGGCCUUUGUGCCACCCCGGCCUCUCCUGCAGAUCUGGUCCCGAAGCCCCACGUGGGGGCCACCACCAGCGGCGACGCCCAGCAGUGCAACGCCACCCUCAACUGCUCCGUGUCCCUCCAAGGGGUCACCUACGAGUGGAUCCCGCUCCAGAAUCUCCCGAGGAACGACGGCCCCGUCCUGAGCGUGUCCUUCAACCCCGCCGUGGAGACCUACGUGUGCCGGGUCAGCAACCCCGUGUCCUCCAACAACGCCUCGCUGACCUACCGGCCGCCCUGCAGCUGGACAG
Molecule: messenger RNA, 404 nt
Organism: Ficedula albicollis (Collared flycatcher)
Lineage: Eukaryota; Metazoa; Chordata; Aves; Passeriformes; Muscicapidae
Product: CD48 antigen-like
Exons: 1
Biological process (GO): T cell activation
Cellular component (GO): external side of plasma membrane
Source: RefSeq, a predicted model, not a curated record